AUGUACACCCCAACCACCAUAGCUGAGCAGCUUGAAAAACUGCACAAAAAACAAGUCGAAGAUGCCGCCGCGCGGUACGAGACAGUGGAGGCGGUCCUGAAAGCCGCUACAGAAGCCCUCAUCCCCCUCCAAACUCCUGCCCAGAAGAAGGCCGGUGCGGCCCUCUGGCAAAAACUCCACCAGGUGCUCCUUGGAAGCAUAAUAUCGGAACAUAACAACCAGCCGGGAGGGGAACCUUCCCCUCCCCCAACCCCUCGGGCACCAACGCCGGUGCAGACGACCGGAGCCCAAAGGGCCCCGAAAGGACCAGUCAGCUACGCUGACGCGGCUAAGCCCGCCAAUUACCAGGACUGGACGGAGGUCCAGUCAUAA
Messenger RNA from Gaeumannomyces tritici R3-111a-1, 372 nucleotides. RefSeq lists its product as hypothetical. The record is from RefSeq and is a predicted model, not a curated record. The coding region runs from base 1 to 372 and encodes 123 amino acids. The transcript has a single exon. NCBI's taxonomy places the organism in Eukaryota, Fungi, Ascomycota, Sordariomycetes, Magnaporthales, Magnaporthaceae.